AAUUUGGGAAUAUUUCAGCACAGGAUGGAGGCUGUGUUGUGAUAACCACCAGAAAACCCUUGGGCAGCUGGGAAGUGAAGAACUGCACGUUUUUUAAAGCUGGAACCAUUUGUAAGAAAGACCUCAGCCCGCCUCCACCUCCAGAACCGGAACCAAACCCAAACGCAACCUGCUCUGAUGGAUGGGUGUCCAGACAAGGCAUCAGAUACUGCUACAAGGUGUUUCAUGAGGAAAGAGUCAGCCGGAAGCGUUCUUGGGAAGAAGCCAGGAGGUUCUGUCAGGCUCUGGGAGCCGAUCUACCGAGCUUCACUAAUGUGACAGAGAUGGUGGCUCUGCACAACAUCAUAAGAGAAACUAUCAGCAAUAAUCGGUACUUCUGGGUAGGCCUGAACAGGAGAAAUCCAGAUGGUUUCUCCUGGGAGUGGAGUGACGGUCGACCUGUUUCCGUGGAUGUUUUACAUCAAGAUUUCAUUGAGGAUGAUGUUUACAGUCGGGAUUGCACAGCAUUCAAGACCAUGAGGAAUAGCUUGACUCACCUGCUGAUGUACGUGCUUCAUGACGUCGUGGUCGCACCUUUCUAUGCCAGACCGUUCCACUGCGACGCUCAGCUGGAGUGGGUCUGCCAAAUACCCCGCGGAAUCGACCCAAAAAAACCUGAAUGGUACAAUCCAGAUCCCCACCACGAGACGUCCAUCUUCGUCGACGGAUCAGAGUUUUGGUUUGUAAAGGAACCAAAGUUGGCUUUUGAGGAAGCCAUGCUCUAUUGCAAUCAAAGUGGCAGUAAACUGGCAGUUCCUCUGAGCUCGAGCGCUGCUACGAAGAUUCAGGCGCAGCUUCAGCAGUUGACGGGGACCCAACAAAACUGGUGGAUCGACAUGAGGCAGAGUGUGCGAGGCUUCGCUCCGUCCUACGCCCAAAAGUACUUCUAUCGCUCCUUCCUCUUGGGUCAGUGCACCGCCAUCAGUACGGACGGUCCACUUUCACAGUUUAGUUGCCAGCAGAAAUUCCCCUUUGUCUGUGAAAGACGCAACAUCACAUUAGUGGAGAAAAACCCUCUGCUGCCUCAGCCUGGAGGAACAUCCUGUAAAGCCAACGCCUUGUCCUUCAGAAAUAAGUGCUACACACUGAUGAAAUUUGACGUCGCAAUGCCGUUCAAAACUGCCAGUGAGGAAUGCCAGUCUCUAGGGGAAACCUUGGUCACAAUAACCGAUCAGGUGGAACAAGACUUCAUCAACACCCUCCUGCCAAAGAUGAGAAACAUGGCCAAAAUAUGGAUCGGCCUGAAAAUCCGUCCGGGUGAGAGCUCGUGGGUGGACCAAUCUCCGAUCACCUACUUGAACUUUAACCCCCUGCUGCUGGGAAUGCAGAGGGGCAUAGACUCCAUGAGUUUGGACAUGUGCGUGUUCCUGAUCAAUAACGGCAGCUCUGAAACGCUGGGCACCUGGGAUUAUUCUUCCUGCAGUCUGCCACAGAAUCUGGGAAUCUGCCAACAUUACGCCGAUAAAGUGGAGCACGUUGUCUCUGAGAAGCCUUUCAAAGUGAACGGCCAGACCUUCCAGUUGAUUUUCCAAAACCUCACUUGGUUCAACGCUCUGGAGAAAUGCAAGAACAUUGGAAUGGUUCUGGCGAGCGUGUCCGAUGUCUUAGUGCAGUCCUCCCUCAGUGUCAACGUCAGCAAUGCCCAAACCCCCAUGUGGAUCGGCCUUCAUAGCAAAGAUAAUGGAAUGAACUUCGUCUGGGCUGACCACAGUCACACGGUGUACAGUCGCUGGUCUUCCGAGGCCAGCGAAGGCUUCUGUGUUUACUUGGACACCGACGGCUUCUGGAAAGCCACAGAGUGUAUGGAGGAACUCGGUGGGGCCAUCUGCUACAAACCAAACGAUCCCAGCAUCACUCCCAGCCAGGGCUCUGUGAAGUGUCCUCACGCCAUGAAUGGACCAAACUGGAUCCCCUGGGGGAAGAACUGCUACACCUUCCAGCUGGUGCCUUCACGAUGGGACUCAUUUCAGAGUGACCCAAUCAACAACACCUGCACCAAACUCCAUCCAGACGCCGACAUCCUGACCAUUCGGAACGAAGAGGAGAACGAGUUUGUUCGGAGAACGCUCCAAAACUUCCAGUCCUUGGUUCAGUUUGUCUGGCUGGGAAUGUUCAAAGAUGACGUUGAUAACCAGACGCGGUGGUACGAUGGCACCGUUGUCCAGUAUUCCAAGUGGGAAGGAGGCAGACCAUUCUUGGAUUCCUCCUUCAUGGCCGGUAUCACCACCGACGGCACCUGGAUCCUCAUCACAAGCGAGAAUAUGUAUGCAGAGUUCAAGCAGAAGACGAUUGUGAGCUGCAAGCUGGAUAACGAAGUCAAACAGGAGUACAACCGAUCGCCUAAAGACUUCCAACACUACGGCAGUUUGACCUACAAGGUUUUAACCAAAAAGCUAGACUGGUACCAGGCCGUGCAGGAGUGUAGCGAGCUUGGCGGCCACCUGGCGAGUAUCCACGACUUCAAGCACAACUCUCACGUUAAGCUUCUGGCUAAAACGGAUGGCUUCAACCUGUGGAUUGGCCUUUCUAAAGUCAGUAGCGUGGGCUACGAGUGGUCUGAUGGGACGAAGUUCGGCUACUCUCACAACGGCUUUAAUGCACACGGAGGCUCCAGCUCGGGCCAGCUGGAGGCCAGCUGUGUCUUCAUCACCCCGAACGGAACCUGGAUGAACACCAGCUGCAACACUAUGAUGGACGGCGCCAUCUGCUACACCACCGCCGUCACCACCCCCACACAAAGAGCUAAACUGAAAGCUGCUGCAGAAAGCAACCACUGUCCUCAAAGCAAAGGAGACUCCAAGUGGGUCCAGCAUCAGAGCCACUGUUACGCAGUUGACAUGCAGUGGUACAACUACUCAAUCUACAGCAUGGAGGAUGCCAAGGCCAUCUGCAAGAAGAUGGAUGCUGAGCUGCUGACCAUCAAAUCCAAAGAAGAGAAUGACUUUCUGGAAAAGAGUCUCAGUGAUGACCCUCUCAUCACCACACAUGUAUGGCUCGGCGUGCAACUUGAUUCCCAAGGUAGACACCAUCAUUCAAAAAUAUUUUUUUCAAACAUUUUGUGUAUUUUCAUCCUUACUUAUACGGAUAAACAUGUUCAUUCACAGGAUGACACUGAUUAUACUAGUCUUAUAUGUUUUUUUUCUAAUAAAUACAUGUUUCUCAAAAGGUCUUAUUUUGCCAGGGCACUGUUGAAAAAUUAAAAUAUUCUUAAUAUU
This is a messenger RNA of Oryzias melastigma (Indian medaka), 3254 nucleotides long. Its product is annotated as lymphocyte antigen 75. Gene Ontology annotation, molecular function: signaling receptor activity. The transcript is spliced from 22 exons. The coding region runs from base 324 to 3239 and encodes 971 amino acids. The record is from RefSeq and is a predicted model, not a curated record. Lineage: Eukaryota; Metazoa; Chordata; Actinopteri; Beloniformes; Adrianichthyidae.